UGCGCGGGGGCGAAAGAGCCGAGCGGGGGGCCCCGUCGAGGACCGGAGCGGCGGGGAUGGCGGCCUAGAACCUGUCGGGGCAGCAGAGUGCCAGCUGCUUUCCCGGUAGUGGUUUCAGCCUCCUGCUUCUGGCGUUUGGGGGCUCCAUUAUGACAGAAGAGCCAGCCUUCUGAGCUCAGAAUGAUUGUGCUGGCUCCAGCCCUUCACUUAGGACCCCGAGACCAUGGCUGAGAAGGGCCUCCGGAGAGCUCUAAGCUCUUCCCUCCACAGCGACGACCUCUUAAGCGACAUGGAGCUGCUGCCAGCCUCGGACCCUCCCACCCCCGGGCAGCAGGUGCCCUGUUCUCAGCUGGCCACCCCAUAUACCUCCAAAGUAACCACCCAGCUCUACGCCUCCCUUCACCAGAGCCGGCAGGCCGAGGCUCAGGCCUCUUCUCGGCUGGAGGGACAGCAUGGCUCGGCCCUAGCUAGGAAAGCCAUGGAUGCUGAUGUCGAUAUGGACACUCUGGCGGAAGAGCUGAGCCAUCGGCUUUCCGCCAGCGUGGAGGCCAUGGCGUUUAGGCAGGGUGCCGUGGCCGAGUCGCGCCACAUUUCCGAGAUGGAGAACGUGCGGUGCCACCUGCAGAGUAUGCUGCGGGGAUCCAGAGAUGUGCCUGGGGGUCCAACAGUCACGCUAGAAUCCCUGGAACGCAAAGAUGACGACUCCUUUGAGAGUGACAGCACGGGUGCUCUGCUCAACGCUCGUCCUCUGCACGAUGUCUCCCCUCCAGGAUCUCUGGCCAGCUUCGAGGAUCUCUUCCCCCGCUACACCAGCCUGCGCCUGGGUCAUUUCCAUGAUCCAGUCUCCCAGCUGGAUCCCCGCUUGUUAAAAGACGCUUUGGAGAAAGAACAGGCCCGGCGGAAACACUGCGAGCGGCACAUCCAGGCCCUCCAGAACCGCCUCCUGGAGCUGCAGCAACAGCUGGCGGUGGCCACCUCGGCCGACAAGAGGAAAGACAGCAUGAUCGAGCAGCUGGAUAAGACUCUGGCCAAAGUGGUGGAAGGCUGGAACCAGCAGCAGGCCGAGCGGACGGCGACCCUGCGCAGGCUGCAGGCCGACAAGGAGACCGCUGAACAGGGGCUGGGGAGGCAGAAGGAGGUGGGUCUCCUUGGGAAGCAGUUGCUGGAGCUAAGCAACCACCAUGAGAAAGAGUUGGCGAAACAGCUGGCUCAGUUCAAAUUGGAUUUGGCUGAGAAGGAGGCUCAACAGAAGCGCCUCACUGAGGACUACGAACAUAGGCUCUCCAAGCAGCGCGACGACUUGCGAGAGUUCAAGGCCAGGUACCGGCGCCUGGAGGCUCAGCGGGCCGAGAUGGUCAGCCAGUUCCAGGCCAUGAUGCAGUCCCACUGGAACGAGGCCCUCCGGCUCUUCGCCACCGGCGGCCCUUCCCUCCAGCCUUCACCCAAAGCCCCGUGCCAGGAGGCUGAAGCAGACCCCAACUCCGAGUCAGGAUUCCUGGGGCCCUCCGACCCGCCCAAGAAGACCCCGAAGGGGGAGACUCUCUGCAGCAAUGCUGCCAUGGGCGACUGCAAGGAGCUGGCGUGGGCCAAGGUGGGGCCGCUGCAGCCUGUCCUCCAUCAGCAGGCCAAAUUGCAGGGGGGCUCGGAAGGACCCGAAAAACGCCUGCGGGAGUCUUCCCGGCCUUUUCUGCCCCUGGUGCCGGACGUAGGGCGCCUCUCCUCCGAAUUCAGCCACAUUCUCAACUCCAGCCUCCUCAGCCAACAGGGCUUCCAGCAGCUGGACCCCCAGGUGGACACCACCAUUGCCGGAUCAGGUUUGAAUUUCCACCCAGAAAACCUGGCCGAACACCCCUUUGCGGAUGAGAGGGAUGACUCCAGCCCGGAGCUGGCAGGGAAUGACAGCGAGGUCACUCAGCCCAGCACUGGCGAGGGUGGGGCGCAGGGACUGCAGCCGGACUUAAACUACUAUAUGCGCCUGCUUCUGAGCCACUCAGACUUCGAAGGAAGCGCAACGCAGCAGGAGACGUGUGCCACAGACAGCCCACCCCGUACCAUGAAUCGGACACAGGCCGGUAACUCUCAGCUUUAUCACGAACGGUCCACAGCCCUCUGGGAUCCGGCGCAGUCCUCUUUCAGCACGAUUCGCAUCCAGCCACCCAGCAGCGCCGCCGUCCACAAAACCAAAGUCCCCCUGCCCAAAUCUGGACCGGUCUGCUUAAGCCUGGAGCCAGUGAGCCCCUCCAAACAGAACGUUGCCCACGAAGAAGGCAUCCUGUCUCCCAGCCACGUGGCAGCCGUCUCCCUCCUUCUCAAACAGUACCAGGCCAAGGGGAGACCUGUGCCCUCCGCAGAAGAGCUGUACAAAUACUUGCACAGGAUAGGGCAGAACGGCCCAGAAACCAAAGGCGACGGGAACCUGCCAGCCCGCCGGAACCUCGAUCCGAAAUUGUCCGAAUCAAUGAGGAAAGAGGGCCCUCCCAGCCGGCGGGCGGGGAGCUCAGGGCCUGGUCGCGAGAGGUCCCACCCUCCUGGGAAGACGGGGAAGAAGCUCUCCGGUUCGCUGGCCUCCCACUCUCGCAGCAGCAGCAGCAGCCGGGGAGGAGGGAGCGUGUGGAGAUAGCGUCUCGGCCAGCAGAUCACUUAUCUCCCCCCCCCCCCCCAUUUCGUGGUUUUGUCCGCUGGAUCGACACAGGUGGAGUGUCAACAACCCCCGGCUUGCUGUCCAGCUAGGGAAUCUAA
Molecule: messenger RNA, 2739 nt
Organism: Notechis scutatus (mainland tiger snake)
Lineage: Eukaryota; Metazoa; Chordata; Lepidosauria; Squamata; Elapidae
Source: RefSeq, a predicted model, not a curated record